GAGCUUAUCCUAACUCUUUGGGAGGUUCAGAUAAGUCAAAUCUUACUCUUGAUCCUAGGAGAGGUAGCUUCUGUGCAGCUAGGGUGGAAGCAGCAUGGCUAGAGAAGCAACAUGGGGCGAUUCCUGUGAGGAGCUGGACCAGGAGAAAUAUGAUGCAGAUGAAAAUGUGAAGAUUAUUUGCCUGGGGGACAGUGCUGUGGGGAAAUCGAAGUUAAUGGAAAGAUUCCUCCUGGAUGGAUUCCAACCACAGCAGCUCUCUACAUUUGCCUUGACACUCUACAAAUACACAACCAAUGUGGAUGGGAAGAAUAUCCUUGUGGAUUUCUGGGACACAGCUGGACAGGAGAGGUUCCAGAGUAUGCAUGCAUCCUAUUACCACAAAGCCCAUGCUUGUAUCAUGGUGUUUGAUGUGCAGAGGAAGGUCACCUAUAAGAAUCUGAGUAACUGGUACAAGGAGCUGAGGGAGUUCCGUCCAGAGAUCCCCUGCAUUGUGGUGGCCAAUAAAAUUGAUGCGGAUAUUAAAGUGACUCAGAAAAGCUUCAACUUUGCCCGGAAGUUCAAUCUGCCCUUCUAUUUUGUCUCAGCUGCAGACGGCACCAAUGUAGUGAAGCUCUUCAGUGAUGCAAUCAAACUGGCUGUCGCAUACAAACAGAAUUCAGGAGAUUUUAUGGACGAGGUCAUGAGGGAGCUGGAGAACUUUGAGCUGCAGAAAAAGGGGGAGGAUUCGGAUAAAGACGAGAGCUACCCCGAAGAGAAACCCCUGUCCAGCUGAGCCCAGGCUUCAGACCAGCCUUGUGCUGCUCCCCAUCACCCCAGCUCCUUCGUGAUUAGGUAAAACUGUCAAUCUCUGCCUGAUGAGAGCAGAUUUCUCAGGCACUGGCCAUGCUGAGCCACCUCUGGCUGGGACCAUCCUGCUCCAGGGAAACCAUUUGGAUGUGAUCUUCCUGGCCUUGGCCCCACCUUCCUGAGCAUCCAGGACACAGACGGGACAAGAGUACAUGACUGCUGCCUGCCUCGGGACCAGGAGGGGGCAUUUGCUGGGGAGUGGGGCCGCUGCCUGCCCUGUCGGGAAGCGCCCUACCCACGCGUUUAUUAGUGGAGCCCAGCUUGAGAAAACCAACACUAAAGGAUUUUUAUAAA
Pelodiscus sinensis (Chinese soft-shelled turtle) is the source of this 1140-nucleotide messenger RNA. The record is from RefSeq and is a predicted model, not a curated record. NCBI's taxonomy places the organism in Eukaryota, Metazoa, Chordata, Testudines, Trionychidae.